AUGGGUCCUAAACUUACACCCAAAAUUCUUGAAAAGGUUUUUCGAGAAAUUCAUGGCUAUCGUGGAUGUUAUCCAAACAAUCAUCUUAAAGAUUUACAUUCCUGUUUAUUAGUUAACAAAGAAUGGUGCGAAAGUACCGUACCAGUCUUAUGGUCAGCAGUUUUUUAUCCAAUUCAAACAAUUCGAAUAGACGCAAUUACAACAUAUUUAUCGUGUCUUGGUUUAGAAAAACGACAACUAUUACAAAGGCAAGCGGAAGUCAGCAUACCGAUACAGUAUAACAAAUCAACAUUUGAGUAUGCAUCAUAUUUGAUGGAAUUAAAUUUUGACAAAUUCCUUAAAACAAUAUUUUCAUGGUGUAAAAAGUAUCGUAAACCAUAUCGAAUCGCAAGAAGGAAUGAACUCAUAAUUCGAUAUUUAUUAGAAUUAUUCUCUUCACAAGGUGCAAAUAUAAAAUACUUUGCAAUGAACAAUGUACCAAAUUACCUUUUAUAUGAUGAUUAUUUUGAUAAUUUAAAAACGAUUGAUUUCAAUUUAUUGGCUGAAUCACAUAUAAGGAAUUGCUUAUCCGGUGUGACUGAAUUAAGGUUAGAAUGGGAUGCUUUAGCGUUAGAUGGAUUUUUACCUGCUCUCGAACAUACCUGUCGUUCUUUGAAAAUUAUACAUACGGACUUUGCACAUAAUCCAGAAUCUGCAAGUUUAUUUAUAAAUAGACAACAAGCAAGAGACUUAGCAACCUUAGUGUCUGCACAAUCAAAUCUACAAAAAUUCAUUUUACAGAAUCAUCGAUAUUACACACAUUUCUUUAUUGAUUCUUUAAGCACACAAUCGAGUUCUUUAAAAGAAAUAGAAUUCCAUUCGGUAGAUUUUCUUGGAUGUUUUCCAUUUCAAGCGCUUACAAAAUGUUCUUUUCUUACACAUAUAUCGAUUGAAGAUUGUAUUAAUCUUACAAAAGAUAAGUUCACGCCUUUAUUUUAUGCACCAUUCCCCAACCUUCAAUCUGUACAUGUAUAUAAUAAUGAUCCUCCUUGUGAAGAAUUAAUUGAAUGGGCCGAUAAAAGAAAUUCUAAAAGAGAAUGGUGGCAGAUUAAAAUUACUAAAAAUACUUUGAGAUAUUUUUUUCUGUUCGUGAUUGCAUAUUGGUAUUUAAUACCUAAGGUUUAUAAAAUAGGAUGGAAAUUAUCGAAUUGGUUGUUAGAAGGAGAAACUCUCUAG
Molecule: messenger RNA, 1215 nt
Organism: Funneliformis geosporum
Lineage: Eukaryota; Fungi; Glomeromycota; Glomeromycetes; Glomerales; Glomeraceae
Source: the annotation of a GenBank genome assembly